Solanum verrucosum is the source of this 1884-nucleotide messenger RNA. Its product is annotated as wee1-like protein kinase. Gene Ontology annotation, biological process: protein phosphorylation. The transcript is spliced from 10 exons. The record is from RefSeq and is a predicted model, not a curated record. NCBI's taxonomy places the organism in Eukaryota, Viridiplantae, Streptophyta, Magnoliopsida, Solanales, Solanaceae. Gene Ontology annotation, molecular function: ATP binding; protein kinase activity. Bases 73 to 1599 code for a protein of 508 amino acids.
CCAUUACAGAGGUGAAGCACCGAGCACGAACUCUCUUCAGAUUCUCUCUACAAGAAGCUCCAUUUCCAGCUGAUGGAGAGGAAAACUCCAAAUAGAACAAGGAGGAAGCAGAGAAGCAACCAAAAAAGCAAGAAGAGGAUGAACAAGGGUUCACUUUCCAGGCAUUUCACUGUUGGGAUUGCCAAACCUCCGCUUCCUAAUCAACAACAGCUUCAUUCCUUAUUUUCUAAUGUUACUUUACCGAAUCCUUCUCGAUUCCAGAAACUUCAGGAUUCUGAUGACCUUCCGCCAGCUCAAUCUCAGUUCUCUUCAGUUUUGUCGUUGAAUCUCGAUGCUGAUGCUGAUGUUGCCGAUGUUGCUGAAAAGGAUUUCAUUCUCAGUCAAGAUUUCUUCUGUACCCCGGAUUACCUAACGCCAGAUGCACCUGCAAUUUGUAAUGGGCUUGAUGGUGAUAAGGAAGAUUAUACUCCUUGUCCCAAAUCACCCGAGAAGCUUCAAAGUGUAUCAAGAAAGAGGCCGCGACUAGCGUCGGUAAGGCCUUUUAGUUCCGAUUUAUCUGGACAGCAGCAGCCAGUAGAUAUUCCUACAGAUACUUUUGGGACAGACGAAACGAAAUCAGAAAAGAUAAGUGAGUCAGAAAAGGGUCCCAGUUAUGUGUCACAAUCUGCUAUUGCUUUAAGAUAUCGAGUCAUGCCUCCUCCAUGCAUUAGAAACCCUUAUCUCGGGGAUGCUUCCGGGAUAGAUGCUGAUCCUUUUGGGAACAGGAGAUCCAAAUACCCAGGUUUUAACCCUGCAAUUUCUGGUAAUGAUGGUCUGUCACGGUAUCGGACUGAUUUCCAUGAAAUUGAGCAAAUUGGUAGUGGGAACUUCAGCCGUGUUUUCAAAGUCUUUAAGAGAAUUGAUGGAUGUAUGUAUGCAGUGAAACAUAGCACUAAACAGUUACAUCAAGACACAGAUAGGAGAAAGGCUUUGAUGGAAGUGCAAGCAUUGGCUGCUUUAGGACCUCAUGAGAACGUAGUUGGCUAUUAUUCAUCUUGGUUUGAAAAUGAACACCUUUACAUCCAAAUGGAGCUCUGUGACCACAGCUUAUCCAACAAAAAAUAUUCUGAACUAUUUUCGGAGGUAGAAGUUUUGGAAGCCAUGUAUCAGGUAGCCAAGGCAUUGCAGUUUAUACAUCAGAGAGGGGUAGCUCAUUUAGAUGUAAAGCCAGAUAAUAUUUAUGUGAAAAAUGGUGUAUAUAAGCUUGGUGAUUUUGGAUGUGCAACUCUUCUUGAUAAGAGCCAGCCUAUUGAAGAGGGUGAUGCACGUUAUAUGCCCCAAGAAAUACUUAAUGAGAACUAUGAUCAUCUUGACAAAGUUGACAUAUUCUCCUUGGGCGCUGCAAUAUAUGAACUUAUUAGAGGGUCUUCACUGCCAGAAUCAGGCCUUCAUUUUCUAAACCUUAGGGAGGGGAAAUUGCCUCUUCUUCCGGGUCACUCCUUGCAAUUUCAGAAUCUACUCAAGGCAAUGAUGGACCCAGAUCCAACACGCCGUCCUUCUGCAAAAAGCCUUGUGGAUAAUCCAAUCUUUGAAAGAUGGCAAGGAAAUGCUAACAAGUAGAUAUCCAUGUAAAUCACUGUUUUCUCGGAUUUGUCGAGAACUACUUUUGCCAAAGCUGCAGUUUCUCAUGCAGCAUUCUGGUGUUGACCUAUAGCCAUAUCUGUUAAUAAAGAUAAAGCCUCAUGCACCAAAUUUUCCCAUUUUGAUGGUGCUACUUUUGCCAAAUAUUGUAUCAAGAGGAAAUGUUGUAUCCUAAUUGACCUGCAAACUGUGGUUUGUAUGUCAAAAUAUGGUAUUUGGUGGUUUUAAGCUGAUUAAUUCAGUAUUGGUUUUUGGUUUUGGUAA